CAACUAGUGACAUAGGACCAUCCGAGUAUAUUUGAUAGCGUUGAUGGCAUGAUAGUCAAAUAUGACGAAUGUAUUAGCAUUCCAAUAAGAAAAGUAGGUAAAAAUAAAAAAUAAAUAGAAAUAGAAAUAGGCGGUAAUCAUCUUUUGAUAAAUUACUACCAUAUGGCCGCUAUUAGAGAAGAGAUAAGCAAUCUACGCAAACGAAUACAGGAACUCGAGCUAAAAUUGGAGAAUAGCGACGAGGAUAUAACGUCAGUGAACGGUCUAGACUUAGGCGAAUAUAGACGCUAUGGAAGACAGAUGGUACUCAAUGGCAUCGGCUUACCUGGUCAGCUAUCAUUGAAGAACGCUUCUGUCUUGAUUAUAGGCGCAGGUGGACUUGGUUGUCCUGCUUCUCAGUAUUUGGCAGCGACCGGCAUUGGACAUAUCACUAUAGUAGAUGGUGAUACCGUCGAGAUAAGCAACUUACAGCGUCAGAUUUUGCAUUCAGACGAUAAAAUUGGCCUGUAUAAAGCUGAUUCAAUAAAAGAGGCAGUAAAGAGAAUUAAUCCAAAUGUCACUGUUUCACCCAUCCUUGAACAAUUUUCUACACUCAACGCUCAGGAUAUCCUGACGAAAGUACAGCCAGAUGUCGUAUUAGACUGCACUGACAACCCGUCCACACGCUAUUUAAUAUCUGACGCCGUUGUAAUUCACAAUCGCACACAUAAACGAGCAAGUCUUGUCAGUGCAGCAGCGACGGGAUUUAACGGUCAGAUAAUCACACUGUGUUACGAAGACGAUGCACCAUGCUACCGUUGUAUUGUACCAAAGUCACCACCGAAGCAGACGGUCACCAGCUGCGACGAUCAGGGCAUUCUAGGCGUAGUCACUGGUGUAUUAGGCACAAUGCAGGCUACAGAGACUAUAAAACUUCUCACAGGACUACAUCCAAAGGAAAGCUCGCUGACUGUAUAUUCAGCUCUCGCGAAAACGCCUUUCAGGACCGUUAAAAUGCGUGCAAGGAAGAAGGAUUGUUUCGCAGAUGGUGAUGAUGUUCCUCUCAAGAGCGUACAGGAUGUCGACUAUGUUACUUUCACAGGAGGUGACUCCUGUGGUGUGGACUUAAGUUUAAGUCACGCGAAUGAGAUUAGUGUUGAGGAUUUCGUUAGGACGCGUAAAGAUGACGAUCUGGUCAUAGAUACACGGCCUAAUGUCGAGUAUGGCAUUUGUCAUCUCGAAGGAUCGACGAAUCUACCAAUUGUAGAUCUACUAUCAAACCCUUCACAGGUUAAAACAGAUAAGGAUAUCUAUGUUUUGUGUAGGCGCGGCAAUGAUUCACAGAUCGCGACAGAUGUCUUGAUGAGGGAAAACAAGAGUGUCAAGAAUGUGAAAGGAGGCUUGGCUAGAUAUAGUGGUAUAAAUAAAGAAUUCCCAUUGUACUAGAUUGUUUU
Messenger RNA from Wallemia mellicola CBS 633.66, 1433 nucleotides. RefSeq lists its product as hypothetical. The record is from RefSeq and is a predicted model, not a curated record. Gene Ontology annotation, molecular function: nucleotidyltransferase activity; URM1 activating enzyme activity; thiosulfate-cyanide sulfurtransferase activity. The transcript is spliced from 6 exons. Bases 163 to 1425 code for a protein of 420 amino acids. NCBI's taxonomy places the organism in Eukaryota, Fungi, Basidiomycota, Wallemiomycetes, Wallemiales, Wallemiaceae. Gene Ontology annotation, cellular component: cytoplasm. Gene Ontology annotation, biological process: tRNA wobble position uridine thiolation; protein urmylation.